Cynara cardunculus var. scolymus (artichoke) is the source of this 1035-nucleotide messenger RNA. Its product is annotated as psbP domain-containing protein 3, chloroplastic. Gene Ontology annotation, biological process: photosynthesis. Gene Ontology annotation, cellular component: photosystem II; extrinsic component of membrane; photosystem II oxygen evolving complex. Gene Ontology annotation, molecular function: calcium ion binding. Bases 45 to 785 code for a protein of 246 amino acids. The transcript is spliced from 11 exons. NCBI's taxonomy places the organism in Eukaryota, Viridiplantae, Streptophyta, Magnoliopsida, Asterales, Asteraceae. The record is from RefSeq and is a predicted model, not a curated record.
AAAGAUUUCAGUGGUCAUUCAAUUUCAGUCCAAUCUCAUCAGCCAUGGCGCCCCUUUCAUCUCUGCAGUUUCAGUCCUUUCCUCCUCAUAUUACUCCCUCUUUUACAAGAUUCAAGAAACCCCAUGAUCAAAAUGUUAUCUUCUGCAAGACCAAUCAACAAGAUCUGGAUUUAUGCUUAUCUAUUGAAGAUCAAUCUCUGAAAGUUCAAAGAAGGGAUCUUUUGUUACACACUGUAUUUGGCUCAUUAUGUCUACCUGCUAUGGUUCCAUUUGCAUUUGCAGAGGAAGUGGUGCCAGAGGGUUUCCAAAUUUACUCUGAUGAUGUCAACAAGUUCAAGAUAAUGAUUCCUCAAGAUUGGCAAAUAGGAGGAGGAGAAGGCAAUGGAUUCAAAUCAGUUACUGCAUUCUACCCUUCAGAAGCUUCUAAUUCAAAUGUCAGUGUAGUGAUCACGGGGCUUGGUGCGGAUUUUACCAAGUUGGAAUCUUUUGGCAAGGUCGAUGCUUUUGCAGAGAACUUGGUUAGCGGAUUGGAUAGAAGUUGGCAAAGACCCCCUGGUGUUUCGGCUAAGCUCAUCGAUAGUAAAGUCACCAAAGGUAUGUACUACAUAGAGUACACACUUAGGAAUCCAGGAGAAAGUGAAAGACAUUUGUAUUCGGUUUUGGGAAUAGCGAACAAUGGUUGGUACAACAGAUUGUAUACUCUCACAGGACAGUACUUAGAUGAGGAAUCAGAGAAAUACCGUUCAAAGAUCGAAAAGGCAGUUGCAUCAUUCAAAUUAGUCUGAUAAGAUAUACCUGCAAGCAUUGGUUUAACCAAAAUCAUGAUGACUGUAGAUGAUCCACAAGCCAGGUGUGUUGGAGAAGUCUAAAAUCACAGAUAAUCAAAGCUUCAGUACCAAAUGCAACAAAGAUUACCAGUUCAAGAAAAGCAAAUGAGAAAGAUGGUCACAUGAUAAGAAGAAAGAAUUUGAUAUUCUAAGUUUGUGAUGAAUUUGUCACUUUUAAAUAAAGCACAAUUUCAGCUACAGAAGUUUC